AUAGGUCUUUCGCCCCUGUCCAUACUGCAAAUCGCAAUUCCAGUCUUUCCACACUCACUACCACUAUCACAGAAAACCGUCUGAUCAUCUUGUAUAAUGUCCGCUCCAGAAGCCACUGGCACUCGCCAACGUACUAACAAGGUCGAAACCCCCACAAAUGAAAACCAGAACCCAGCUUCUUUAAGUGCAAAUCCCAAUAAGAAGGUUCCAAGGAACAAGCCUCAUGUUAAGCCUCCAUUUGUUGACAUGUCUAUGAAUAAAUUCCUCACAUACCUUGUACUCUCGCUCUUCCUUCUUUUUGCCUUCUAUAUGUGGCGCUUUACAGUUUGGGCCCAUCAAGCUGGAGGAUACUGGGCACUUAUAACAGGCCACCACAUGUCGCCUGCGGAAGUCGCUGCUAAACAAGCUGCCAGCUCCGCUUCUGCCUCUUCAUCAGUCGCCAGCUCCACAGCUUCCGCUACUACAUCAGGGCACCCGCAAAAGAUCAAGGCUAAGCCAACUCAAGAUGCCGGCGACGGUGAUGACAACAUCCAAUCUCAAAUCUUCAACCUCGCUUCUGCUCUUGGUAUCACUCCCGCUGAACUUUCUUCCGCUAUUCGCCCGCUCGUUGAUCCUUCGGUCCCAAACCCCGCUGAGAAAGCCAAGCAAGACGCACAGCUCCUCCAAGCCAAGAUGGCGUCUCAGCAGCAUGAGAAUGAGAACCAGGAAGGUAGCGUGUUGGAUAUGCUCGGGGAGGCUUUGCUUGACUAAGCGUAAGGAAUGAAAGUUGGACCAUUUUCAAACAAGAAAGUAGAUUAUAUGUAGCAUGAAUCUCCAAUCAUACCCA
Molecule: messenger RNA, 826 nt
Organism: Cryptococcus deneoformans JEC21
Lineage: Eukaryota; Fungi; Basidiomycota; Tremellomycetes; Tremellales; Cryptococcaceae
Exons: 4
Coding region: 97-750 (217 amino acids)
Source: RefSeq, a predicted model, not a curated record